ACGUUGUCUGGAAUCAGACACUGGUUUUUGUUGUUGUUGUUGUUGUUGUCGUCGCGUAACAAAUGACUAGUUAGUUUGCUAUCUAUUAUAUAUUGUGUCAUGUUAGCUAGAAUUUGCAUGACUUUGUUAGCCAGGACGUUAUCUUGUAGAAAUACUUCCACUUAGAUAUAUAACGUUAUCUAACGCGAAAAGAGCUAUCGUUCAAAUAAGCAAAAUGUUAGCUUGCUAUACAGUCCGAUUUACUACUUUGUUAGCUAACGUUAACUAACUAAUGUUUUUUUUUCUCGGUAUCUUAGCAACUGAAAUGACUAGUUAGUUAGCUAGCUAGCUCCAUGGCUAGUCGUAAUUGUAUCGUUAACUAAAGCCAGCGGUGAAACUAUCAAGGAUGUCGCUCCUAAACUACUGAACCGCGAGAUAUGUUGUUCUCGCUUGUCAUCUAAUCAGGGACUGUUUUUCUGGACUGGAUACUUUAGUCGUCUCUUCUUCUACUCUAUAAAUGAACGAAGACAGAAAGAAAGGCCGAAAAGACAGAUUCCCAGCACCAUGCCUGGUAAGUGAAUCCGUGGCAAUGGAAGGAAAAGGGCCCUAUCACAUCUACGACCCAGGCGGGGGCGAGGCUAAGGCCAGAGAGGCCAGGGAGGAGGGCAGCAGCAUUGGAGGGAGCAGCUAUAGACUACUGCUGGAAGAGAACAGCGUUCUCCGAGAGAGGAUGAAGGGACUCAAGAGCUUAGGAGACCUGUUGGAGGAGUCUCAGUGGGAAGCUUCUAAGUUGCGUCAGCGCGUAGAGGAGCUGGUCAGAGACAACGAGGCCCUGAAGUCUUCUACCUCCAGCUUCGCUACCAGUCUGUGUAUGGGAGGACCUGUUCAGACUGAGACACAAGGUCAGGGGAAGCUUCACCGUCAGCCCAGUAACGACCAGAGACUGAGUCAGUCGUGUCUCUCAACGGAGAAGGCCCUACAUCAUGAUCAGCCCAGUGAAGGUCUGUCCGAGUUUGAGGUGGUGAAUAUGGAGCAGAAGACCUCCGAUACCUUGCCGGCUGGUGCAGGAACAGGACAGCUUCCUCAGGAGAACCAGGAGUUAACCAGUCAGCUACAGCGUCUAGAAAGCUCCUUUAGUAUCUUUGCUGAGGCGUCCAACCCCAACCAGCUCCUAGCCCACCUGGGACGCAUGGCCGUCGAGUUCCACCACCUCUCCUCCAAGGUCCAGAAGAACGAGCAGAGGACCUCCCUCCUACAGACUCUUUGUGAGCAGCUCAGACACGAGAACAGCGAGCUGAGAAAGAAGAUGGAGGAAGACCUUCAGUACAGAAAUGGAGAUGUGGAACUGCUGAGACCAGAGAACCUGAAGCUGAAAGAGCAGGUAACGGGAGCAGGAGAGACCGCGGCAGAGAGCGAGGGGCAGCCAGAAGCCAAAGAAGACGUGGUGAAAGAGGAAACUGCCAGCGUUAGAUCCAAGAUGGAGGUCAGCACACCACAGAAGCGGAGGGGGAAUGCCACAGAGAUGGAGAAAGCCCCGGCCAAGCCCUGUGACCCAGAGGCCUACGAGAAGAAGAUCAAGCUUCUAGAGAAGCAGAGGAAAGAUGUACUGGAUGUUAACAAGCAAUGGGAUGCCCAGUGGAACUCGAUGAAGUCACAGUUUGAACAGAAGAUCACAGACCUGCGUCAGCGGCUAGCGGACUCCCAGAAGGCCGUGCAGGAGUUAGAGGCGGAGCGAGAACAGAGGCAGCGGGAUUACGAUAAGAAGCUGCUGCUCGCCAAGUCCAAGAUUGAGAACGUACAGGGGGAGAAGGAGUGUCUGAACUCUGAGACCACAGAGUUGAAGCAGAAGAUUCGUUACCUGCAGGAUCAGCUGCUGCCCCUCAGUAAACAGAGAGAGUACCAGGAGAAGGAGAUACAACGCCUCAACAGGGCUUUAGAAAAGGCUCUGAACCUGCAUCCUCCCCCGUCCUCCCAGCAGCCACCGGGCCAGGGCACCAGUGGUAACCAUGACGACAUGCCUAGUAACUUGAGGCAGGAGCUUCUCACUCAGAUAACGGUGUUAAAGGAACAGGUGAAGAUCUUUGAGGAGGACUUUAGGAAAGAGAGGAGCGACAGGGAACGAAUGAACGAGGAAAAGGAGGACUUGAGGAGACAGGUGGAGAGGCUGCAGGGUCAGGUGACCAACCUCACCAAUCAGGCCCAGAGGGAGAGAUGCAAGCUGGAGAGACUACAGAUGCAGCAUCAUAAACAGGGCCAGCAGCAGCAGGAGAGGCGUACCUCAGACCCCUCCUCAGGCACCAUGAACGGCCCUCUGAGCCCUCCCUACUAUGGUCCCUUUAUGCAGGUGGCUCCAGGAGGAGGCCCGGGACAGGAUGUCCGGACAAUACACCACCAACCCAGGAUACUCAACAUCCCCGCGGCCGCCGACAGUGUAGCGCAAACGGAACGUAGCGACUUCACACCGGUAAGGGCCAGAGGCCCCAGGUGGGCCGGCGCCGGGGAUGGUUCCAGACCUCCACCAGAGAACAUGGGUACGCUGACACAACAGAUGGCUGUGAAAAAAAGGGUUACAAACUUCUGGAAAACCUGGUUGGAAGAUCACCCGGAAGCAGGAAAUUCUGGAUCCUCCAACCAGGAUAUCUGAUCAGUCCACCGCAACUGGGUUUGGAAGAAGAGAGCGAUAGUGCUUUCCAGGGUCAAUAUUCUAAGGUCCUCUCUCCCAUUUGUUCUCUCACUGUGGAGCCAGCUGGGUGAUAGCAGCAUGAAUCAGUUAGUUUUCUGUUGACCAGGUAUGAUUUGAACUAUAAUUUCCUACUGAACUGUAGAUAUCCUGUUGUAAUGUUGUUUAUACUUGUGAAACACUGUUUCCGCUAUUCAGAAAUAUAUUCUAAUUUAGAUGCGUUUCUUUUUUAACCUCUUCAUUUUUGGGGGGAGAUUCAACAUCUGCUUCAUAUGAUUCUAUGCAGGAACUGAAGUCAUUUGUGUGUAAUAGGUUGAAAUGAUCCAAAUGUAAUAUUUAAGACAAUAUACCCAUGAGAUUAUCGGCUAUUGACGAUCGUCCCACUUGCAAAAUAUGUAAAGUUUUUACAAAGCUGUUUUGUUUCUCGUAGGGUCAAAGGGGUCUUAUUAUCCCAUGUCAAUAACAACAAGUACUACUUGUAUUCAUUCCAACGAUUUAUAUAAUGAAAAAAAGGUCAAUUGCCUUGGAAUUGGAAUCCAUAGAAAUCGUAACCGUGGGAUUUGUUCAGUACUGUUGGUGUUCUAGAACUCUACCACAAGUAUAACUGUUCAUACAGUGAUUGGUUAUAACACAUUACAUUUGGGAAGUGAAUUUAGCUGGUAUAUCAUGCCAAAAAAAAUCAUGGUUGUUGUCGUCAUUUAUUUAUAAUCUACUGGGUUUUUUUUUUAUGGUUGCAUUGACUAAAUGUAAAUCACUUGUCUUUCAGUAAUGCUGUUCUUUUUGUUAGUGUACUCCCAAUAUAUUGUAGCUAUUGACAUCGUAUGUUGGUUACACACAUACAUGCGCACGUACCCGAUUGGCCAAAAAUGACCAAUGUAAUUUCAAUGCAACACCUUUUUUGAUUAUCGAUUUCAAUAUGUAUUGCUAUCCUAAGGUAGAUAAGUCCUCAACAUAUUUACCCCCAAAGCUGUCCAGUCAUAUGUCUGGAGGAUUGGGUCAUAGGUCGUAGUGUAUCCAGGCUUUGUCCCAAUAGUCUUGAAUGGCUUCCUUUCCUGGCCUAAUGCUGACCGUUGAUAGCACUACAGUAGGCCUGUUCUGGUUGCUGUAAACGUUAGCCUACCUGAGCACUCGUAAUAUGUGCAUUUUUAUAUUGAGUUAAUGGGGUACAAUUGGUCUCCAUCACUGCUUUUAACCUGUCAGUCAUGUCUUUUUUCUUUUACGGAGAAUCUGCUAACCCCUAAGGAUCAGUCAGUCAGCAAUUACCUCCAUGAUAAACCACCUCAGCCUGACUCCUGGCCCUGGUCAAAAGUCCCUUUUCUAUAUAGGGAAUAGGAUGCUGUUUGGGACACAUCCCUGACUCUGCUGGCUUCUGUCGCAAUCCUGUAAGACCAGCAGCUCCAUACUAAUAUCCUAUCUAUCCGGCAGUCCUGUGAGCCUCUGUGAUACCGUCAAGAGCCGGUUUGAAUUCCAAACCCAGCCUUGUACCUUACCCCAGGUACUUGUGUUGAUCAGAGGAUUGGAUAGGUGUUGACAAAAUGGCGUGGUUAUUACUACUAUACUUUACGAUGUUUUGAUAUCUUCCCUGGUGUCUGGAGUUUUAAGGGGCGAGGGGUUGGUCACUACCCCCUAGAGCCACCAAUCCUUCUGAUGUGUGAUUUGGUUUGGUGGUGAACUAAUCUCCUGAAUCAAAGCUACAUAGGAUUGCAUAUGUAUGGGCAUUAUAAACCUUUGUGUAUGUUGCAUUCAGACUGGUAAAGAUGGGUGUUAAUUCACAAUGUUCACUGUAAAUCCAGUUGGAUCAGACUUAUUUAAGAUGGUUGAAUUGCUCUUUGAAAGGAAUGCCUUGGUUUUUCUCCCCCUCUGGCAGUGGUCUUUUUCUAGUUUGUAAUUCUGGAGUGUUUGCUGGAGGCAAAAAGCACAUUACUGAUGUGAUGAGACUUUUUGUAUUUAAACUGGCUUAAUAAACAUAUCCUGAAUGUCUUCGUA
Molecule: messenger RNA, 4645 nt
Organism: Oncorhynchus tshawytscha (Chinook salmon)
Lineage: Eukaryota; Metazoa; Chordata; Actinopteri; Salmoniformes; Salmonidae
Product: TNFAIP3-interacting protein 1-like
Exons: 18
Coding region: 497-2623 (708 amino acids)
Biological process (GO): regulation of transcription by RNA polymerase II; cellular response to lipopolysaccharide; negative regulation of canonical NF-kappaB signal transduction
Source: RefSeq, a predicted model, not a curated record